Messenger RNA from Drosophila willistoni, 663 nucleotides. RefSeq lists its product as uncharacterized. The record is from RefSeq and is a predicted model, not a curated record. The coding region runs from base 1 to 588 and encodes 195 amino acids. The transcript has a single exon. Lineage: Eukaryota; Metazoa; Arthropoda; Insecta; Diptera; Drosophilidae.
AUGUGGAAUAUUCUAGAGAUUAUGGCGCCACGAAAACGUGUCUCGAAAAUCACUUCUCGCGAUACUCAAGUUAUUGUCGAGGACAAUGAUAACGGUACACGGUCUAUCAGCACUCAAACGGAGCCCCUGAAGCAUGGAAUGUUGCGAACUGUGGUCCAGAAGAAGCGGCUAAGUCGUCCCCAAAACGAACCACCGCCACCGCCACCGUCAAUUUUUCUACCACCCGAAUUGAAUGGCUAUGGGGAUGAGCAGGAUACGCGCAACAAAGCAGUUCAGACCCUAAAAACGGCCCUGGGACCGACUGUGGCCAAUCAGAAUAGCGAGAUAACAGGACAACUGGAUAAUCUGAAAGCUCUGAUGAGAAAACGGCGUGCCGAUGCCAUCGAUUGGGAUCGCGAACGUCUCGAUGAUCUGAUGGAGCAGAUCAAUUCCGAACCGCCGCCCAAGUGGCGUGUGGCCACAAAGUUGUGGGAGGAGGUUGAUAAACUGGAGGAACGUAUAAAAGCCUAUGAAAGGAAUGAAUCGCAGGCGACCACCGAUGAUAACAAUAAUAACACAACAGACAAGGAUGCUAAAUCCUCUGAUUAGAUAUUACACUGUGUACGCGUGUGUGUGUGUGUGGGUGUGCUUGGAUACUAAUUAUAAAGACAGAAACAAGAAAAA